AUGAAGGACAGCCUUAUAAUGGACGAGAACGAUGAAGCGCGGAAGUGUGAAAGUGUGUGCAGGUCGGGGACUCCCUCAGAAGUUCUGGCAAUCAAGGGGGCAGGGCCUUUUAAAAGAGCCAGUGAUGGAAGUAGAAGUAGGAACAUAGGUGGAAGCAGGAAUAGCAGUGGAAGCAGAAAUAGCAGUGGAAGAAGAAACAGCGGUGGAAGUAGCAGCCGCAGUGGCAACCGGGGCAGUAAGGGGAGUCGCUCGAACAAACCUUUCGUGGACGAACCCGACAAAAUGUAUGACAAGAGCGUAACGGUGGAAUAUAAUAGCGAUAAUGACCGCUCCUGUGAGAGAAAUAAGUAUAAGGAGUUCUCUAAGCAGAGCACUCUAAAUGUGAAUAAUAACGAUGAGGAAAACGCGACGGAUUGUUCCUUUGAGUCUAGCAAUUCCUGCGCCGAAAGGGAAGGGAAAGGCUACGAUGACAUGUGCAGGAGAGCAUGCAAAGGGGAUGGCGAACAAAGUCGAGAACGCCAAUCCAGCGCAGAUGAUAUAAUUAGCCACAAUGCAUUGGAAAAAAACGAAGUGAAUAUGUGCAUAAUGAACGAGGUAGCCACAUGCCAAGGGAACAAAAGUGAAAAUGACAAGAAGAGAGAACCGGAGGAAGGGAAUCCCCUCAAGUUUGAUACAAACGGCUCAGUUUUGCGCGAAGAAAAGGAAAGGAAUAUCCGCAACGUAUCAGAAAGGUAUGAGGAUAGCUCGGGCAACAAUCUAGACAUGAAUUGGAACAAGUCUCAAAUAAAGACAUGCAUUAGAAUUAAGCCGCUGGAUUCUGCGGGGAACAAUCUGGAAAAUGUAAUCACGCAAAGAGGGUCAAACAAAAUAUUAAUUAAUUACGGAAUGCCGAGUGAAAAUAAGAAGUGUGAAUUUGUCGUGGAUAGAAUUUUCAAUGAAGGCAGCACGCAAUCGGACAUAUGGAAGAGCAUUUGUUUUUGCAUAGAUUCUGUCUUCCGCUUUAAGAAUGCAACUGUGUUCGCGCAUGGCCAUACGGGGACGGGGAAAACGUACACCAUGAUUGGUCCAGACGUCAUGGAGCUAAUUAAGAGGAAGAAGAGAAAAAUCCGCCACUCCGCAAGGCGCACGCAGCCGAUCGAGUUGUUGCUCAACACGAACAGUUUGAGGCUUCCAAAUGGUGGUGGCGGCAGUGCAAAUAGUAACGGUAACGGCAACCCACACAGCAACAACAGCAGUAACAACUUUUUGUGCGAGAGGAAGAGGUCCUGCUCGCAGCCGAUCUUUAACUUCCCUCCGAGAGUAAUCCCCCUGGUGAAUGGAAACUAUUGCAGUUAUAACAAAAGGUACGACUCGCCCUGCAGCGCGCAGUGUAACGCGGCGCACACGUCUGCGAACGGUGCAGGGAAUAGUGUCAUGAACAGUAUCGUGAGCAGUGUCGUGAACAGCAGCGCGAACACCAGGGCGAACAGCAGAGCGAACAGCUCCACAAACAUCGCGCCAAACGGACCCCUCAAUGCUAGGUACCAUCACAAGUCGAAUGCGGAGUGCAUGAGUGAGAGCAGCUAUUAUGGGAAGUACGAGAACUGCAAAACGUUUUCGGAGUAUCGAAUGGAGUAUAAGCCUAAUGUGAAGGAUCUGCAGGACGAAAUUCGGCUGAUUUUGAAUUCAGACAGGAAGGGGAUGAUUCCCAGGGCGUGCGAGGAAAUAAUGAGCAGGUUGUCCCUGCACAGGGGGGUUGGCCGCGAGGCAGAGGCGGAGGCGCACCAAGGGGAGAGGGCCCCCAGGGGGAGCCGUGAUCAAAGCGGUGAUGGGGGCGGCCAUCUAAAAGGCCAUAUAAAUGGAGAAAUAAAUGGAGAUAUGAAUGGCCAUCUACGUGGCGGACGAAGCGGUGCCCUUAGCGGGGCCCGCGACACCCACGCGGAGAAAACGAAGGAGGUUUUUAAAAACGUGAAGGUGUACGCCUCUUACCUGCAACUGUAUAACGAUAGAAUAUUUGACCUGCUAAAUCCGUUCACGGAACCGCAGCCCUAUUUGAGCACUCAAAAGUCUAAGCUUUCCAACAACGCCACGUUUGUGUCUGGUUUGCUAACGGUGGAGGUAGCCAGCUGCGAAGAGCUGAUAGAGCUCCUGAUAGAUGGCACAAGCAACAGAGCAUGCAGAAUCACCAAAACGAAUGAAAUGUCAACCAGGUCCCAUUCGAUAUUUAAAGUGGAGUUACGACAUGUUAAUCAUUCGAAACCUGAGUGUUUUAGGUCAGCCAAUUUGUUGUUAAUUGACUUGGCUGGAAAUGAAAAGUAUGCAGCGUCUAAUGAAAAACUGUAUACCACAGAAGUUUGUUCUAUUAAUAGGAGUUUAUCUGCUCUGUCCCUGUGCAUUAACGAGCUGUCUAAGGGAAAUAAAAACAUCAGCUACCGAAACUCCAUUUUGACCAGACUGCUUCAGGAUUCUUUGGGAGGGUCCAGCAAAACUGUUUUUAUAUGCACCAUAUCUUCAUGCAUGAAAAACGUCCGUGACACACUGUCCUCGUUGAAGCUAGUUUCGAGGGCAAAGAAGAUACAGGUCGAGAGCAGGGGAAGCAAUGCCUAUGUGUAUGAGGAGGAUAUACGAAGACUGCAAAAGGAGUUGUUCUUUUUGAGGAAGUUUGUCUUUUUUCAGUACAUUACGAAUAAGUAUGAAAGUAGGAAGAGGCUACGGAAGAUGAAGGAGUUUUAUUUUGGCAGUUCGUUGGGUCGGGGCGAGUCAGACUUUGGGGGGGAUAGCGGUGGUAGUGGAGAGGUGGUCCCUGGGAAAGAUCUGUGCGUCGGUUGGGGGGGUAGGAGCGUUCCGAAUGAUACCAUGCAGAAGGGCAUCCCCGGCGAGGAGGAAUCCAACCAAGAUGACGCUAGCAAAGUGGAGCCGAAUGAGUAUGCAGCUACUUACGCCGGAAUGAAAAGCAUCUACAACGAGUACGAACGGAAGUCCUUCAACUCAUUGCUGUACCAGUGGAACUUGAACAAGGCUAGCAUUAGGAGGGUAAGGGAGCCGCCGCUGACGCCGCUGACUCUGCUGACUCCGCUAACGCCGCUAAACGGAGUGAGUAGCAAAAGGAGCCCUUGGUUCCACGGCAAUGGGGAUGUGAACAAGAAAAACGUCAUGAACUUCAUCGAAACGCACACCAUAGAGUAUGAGGUCGACAGUGAUGAGGACCUGUUCGGCGGGGGCAGCAGACAGGGGGAGGAAGAAGCAGACGAGGAAGAAGAAGUGGAAGAAGAAGAAGCAGACGGGGGAGAAUACGCCGAAGAGGCUGGUGGGUGUAACGGAAAGGAUCACAAUAGGGAUGGCAGUGACGGGAGAGAGGAUGCAGGCAGGUAUUGCAACGUGGAUGGGGAUUACGAGAACGGGGGCUCCGACGGUGAGGAAACAGACAAACAGGGUGACCUCUGCGCUGAUGAGGCAUACCCGAACGGGGAAAUGGUGAAAGGGAAAAAAAAAAGUGUGGAAGUAUACCCUCCUCGUGAAAGUAGUAAGAGAGCCACUUUGGAAGAAGCAUGCAAGGAGAGAGCCAUGGGUGGAUAUGAAAGAGGGGGAGAUGUCAUGGCAAAGGAGGGGUCUUCCAAUUGGGUUCAUGCCAAAAGGGGGGAAAAAGAAGAUACAAGUGUUAGGGCUUCGAAAGGGGAGGAUGGAAAGGCCGACACAAUACAGAUACCCUGUAGUGACAGGGAAUUAAACUGCGCGAGUGAGAAGGCGAGAGAAGCAACUGACCUUAGUGCAACUGCUAAGAAGUUAAAAAAAUGGAGGGUAGACAAAAAUGAUGGCCUUUUGGUCCCAGCGGAAGAGGCAGUAUCUGCAUGGAAUGCCCCAAACAGAGAGACAAUUCAGAAGAAGGCAAAGAUCGUGAGUGCAAGCAGGAAUGAGGCGAACCCAAAAAGGGGCCGGCGCCGAAAGGCAGGAACGAAGUCAUUUUUCUUCAAUUUUGCGAUGCAUAUUAACAAGAGAAAGGGCACUAGCGGUAUCUUCAAACACAGAGCAGAGGAACAGAACCAGAGGAGUGGGUCUGAACUAAAGAGGAGGAAGGGAAAGAUCGGCAAGUUUGCAAAGGUGAAGAAGCAGGGACGUCGCUGCAACACCUGCAGCAAUGGUGGAGAUGCUGCUUUGAACUCAAAUGGGAAGGGGGAUUACUCCCGAAGGAAGAGGUAUGCCGAGUUGGUAAACUCUCGCAAAUCGGCUAACUCGCUGGCGGUGAGUAACGGCUCUAAUUUGGCUCCAUCGGGUGGUGUCAUUGCGGCGUUCAGCUCGGAGGGAAGCGCCGGUAGUAGUGCACGCGGUGGGAAGAUCGGACAAGCUAGUGGCACAAGUGGUAGCGCUCCAAUAGAUGGAAGAAGCCUCUCAAAGAAGAAGGGAGAUCACGCAAAGGGGGAAGAUGAUGGGCAAGCAAAGCCAAAGUUCUCUAUCAAGGGUAUCCAGGUUGGCAAAAAGUCCUCCUCUAAUGAGACACUAUACGCAAAGGGGCGUGGCAAUGGUGAACGGGGAAGACCAGCCUUUGCGUCCGACCUAGGGCAUCUACUCCAGUUAGGCGACUCAAAGAGGAAGCAGCAUUACGUUAACAAUGUAGGGAUAAACAACAUGGUGAUAAAUAGGAUUAACAUUUUCCCCAAUUCUAAGGUAGUGAGGAAUUGCAAUGAGGUCACGGGUGGGGUGGAAAAUAAAGACACGUCAAGUUUGAAGGGUGAAGAGGGCUGCAGCGGGGUGGGAAAAAGAUCACUUUUUGCGGGUGAAGGACAUGGUCAUGUGAGUGAUGGGAAGGAUGGCAAUAGGGAGCAUGCCGACAGGGGCAGAUCGGUCAGUGAGAACUGCUGCUUCAGUAACUGGAAAAAUAAAACUAUUAUAGGCCAAAACAGCAAGGGGAAGUUUGCCUACUAUAUUGAGUUUAACAAGAUGAAUGAUGUGAGGAAGUGCAUCAUGGAGGGGCGCACAGCAGGAGGGGGUGCAAAGGGGAAGAGCGAUUUGGCCGUGCGCAAUGGGGGGGAAGGUUGCCUCGAGGAGACCAGCGCCGGGGUGAAGAAAAAUGGGAAGAAGUGUUUGAUUUCCCAAGUUGAGGAAAGCUGGCUGAACUUUGAGAAAAAGUUAGAAACGAAAUUGGGGGAGGAAAAGAAAGGAGUUGCGAGUGGGUGCGGGGGAGGAGGUGGAAGAGCGGGCAGCAGCGUUGUGGGAACUGCCUACACGGUGGGCACCGCCAACACAGUGGAUAUGUCCCAUUAUAAGCGGGACGGCGAAAUGAGCGCCCUGGAGGAAAACAGGAAAAAGCUAGACACGUUAAAAAACCGCUACGAGAAGAUCCUGGCUGAGACACAAAAAAGGGAUUCUAGAGACGCCUUUUGUUUGAGUCACUCUGCCGGGGAUGCAGGCACAGGGAAGGGUAUAGGUGGAGGUGGAAAUGGGACUGCCGCCCCAACUAGUGGUAAUAACACCACCGCAUCGGUGCGUAACGGGAGAUGUUUGCAUGAUAUGCAGAGGAAGGCAGCUGAGAUGAAGAAGGCUGCUCUGUUUGGGGCUGACGAGCAGGUCACUCCCAUCCACGUGAGCAGGAGUGGUGUAGCAUUUAACGGAACAAAUGACAUGUUAAGGGAGGAGAGGCACACAUGUGAGGACGCCAAAGGGGUAGGAAUGAGGUCUAAUUUGGAUAGCCUGGUCAGCAGUGCGUAUAAUAUUCAAGAUAUGAUAAAGGCGUCUUAUCGAGAGAAAAAGGGGCGAUUCUUCCUCCGCAGCCAUUUUAGCGGUGCGAAUUCGGGCGGGGAAAAACAUCACAGAGGGGAUCCGGUAAGUAGCUUCCACGGUUUGAAGAAUCGCCAUGAAGAGAAGCACCAGGUGGAGAAGCGUAUUGCAAAGAAUUACCAUGCUGAGAAGCACCUUGCAGAGAAGCACCGCACAGAUGGAGCUGACCGGAAAGGGGCGCCCGCGGCUAACCCCGUUGGCAGGAUGGUAUAUCUUCCAAAUGGGGAGGAACUAUAUUGGCGAAAGAAGCACUCUGCGGGGGCCGAGCAGGUGAACCUAAAUGGGCGUUUGAUUUAUGCCAAGGGGAAUAAACCCAUGGUUGCCUCCACUUAUACGAAUGGUAAUGAUAAAGCUAGGGGGGUGGAAAAGCACAGGAACAACUGGCAGCACCAUCUCGCUAGCGUGAACACUGUAGAGGCGUACGGCAGUGCACCCAAUGUAGGGUUAGAAAGGAAGACGUCCAAAAAUGGAGCAGUCAGUAACUGCCUACUGUUGGCCACGCAGGGGGAUGCGGCCAGUUGGGAAGGGCACCCUAGCGGAGUGUUAUCACACCGGAGAGAUAAGCCGAACGGGGUGGAUGGAGGAAGGGAAUCACAUCAAAUAGGGCAGGACAAACUAAAGGGGGAAAGACACAGUGCGAAUAAGUUUGAAGAAAAAUAUUUUCUGCAUGGACGUCUGCACCCUGAGCAUCUACCUUCGAGGGACAAUUCGAUGCAUGUCAGCGGCCAUUAUCAAAGUAGGAAAAUGCACAAGGCCAAUUUGUUUGCCCCGAGCGGAGUUAGCAGCAACUAUGAGGGGUAUGCCAUUCGGGAAGGUGAAAAGAUGGGGAAUGGCCAUUAUGCCAAUGGGCAUGGAACACAUAGGGAGGGCCUCCAGGUUGAUCAUCUGAACAGCGUCAUACCGUACCGAAGUAAAUCCAUAAUCAAUGGGAAGAUAAAAAAGGUGAAUUACUGUGGUAGCGGGAUGCACUCUGGUAAGUUUGUUGUUAGGAGUGGCUUUGCCUAUGGUGAGAGAACUACGAAGGAUGAGCCGAUCCCCCAAGUGCGCUUCCAAGAUGUUAAUAGGAACGAAAUUAGCCAAUUCAGGGUGAUACAGAGAGGUGGAGGGCUGUGUGCCGGAGGGGUGUACGGUUCCGGCGCACGCAGAUGA
Plasmodium vivax (malaria parasite P. vivax) is the source of this 6900-nucleotide messenger RNA. Its product is annotated as kinesin, putative. The record is from RefSeq and is a predicted model, not a curated record. Gene Ontology annotation, cellular component: microtubule; kinesin complex. Gene Ontology annotation, molecular function: ATP hydrolysis activity; ATP binding; microtubule binding. NCBI's taxonomy places the organism in Eukaryota, Apicomplexa, Aconoidasida, Haemosporida, Plasmodiidae. The transcript has a single exon. Gene Ontology annotation, biological process: microtubule-based movement. Bases 1 to 6900 code for a protein of 2299 amino acids.